CUACCCGGAGUCGCGGCUGGGCAAGAUGUUCAACGGCACGAUCCCGAUCGUGUUGGACACGCUGAAGCAGCACUACUUCAUCGACCGCGACGGCGGCAUGUUCCGCCACAUUCUCAACUUCCUCCGCAAUAAGAAGCUGCUCCUGCCUGCUGACUUCCCAUUCUACGAGCUGCUGCUCCACGAGGCGCAUUACUUCGAGUUGGAUCAUAUGGUGUACGCUAUAACUAAGGCUAAGACGGAGUACGAGACCAUGAAGCACGACAGGGAGUGGCUGAGCCAGGCGACGGAGCGGCUGAAGCAAGAGACCGAGCUCUUCAUACAGGAGCGAGACCGACUGCAGCAACGGUGGUCCUGAACGAAGGAGUCAGGUUCGGGAGCUUCAGAUACGGUGAUGAAGAAACGUCGCUUAUAAGUCGUUAUCAUAUAUUAUAUUAUUUAAUAACAUUCCAAAGUGAAUAUUUUAGUUAUAAAGUAACUUCAAUUGUUAUGGGUCAGGAUUUCUCUUGUACCCUCAAUGCAUAGAUAAUAUAAUAUACAUAUUCUUUUAAAUAUCGCAACCAAAGUGUUAUCGUUUUUGUAAUUGGAAAUCUUGUUAGUUAUUGCGUUUGUUGUUUAAGCUUUUCAUAAAAUUGACGAUAAAUAUGACGUAGGUUAUCAUCAGAUUAUUUUAUAAUUAUAAUAUAACGAAAAAUAUCUAAAUAUAAAGACAUUCCAUUCUAAAAAGACGUUGAUUCAAAAUUGGAUUGUCAAAUAAAUAUCCCGUACACUCCCGAAUAACAAAAAAAUGAUGACUUGGAUUGAAAAUGGAAACUACUUUUACCUUUUAGCAUUUAAGUAAUUAUAAUCAAGAAUUAUAUUCAAUCAAUAUACAAUAAACUAGACUAAGGAUUUGGACAAUGCAUGCUGCAAAAUUGAGUACUGUUUAAGAUUUAUAAAUAUCAUGUAACCACAUAAUCAAUUCAUAAUUUAAAACGCAACAAAGCAUACCUCGAUACGUAAAAGGUAGUCAAGCUAUUCUUUUGUUUCCGUCUUCGUCUAAAACUGUCAUUUCUACAAGAGGUAUUCAAAUGUAUGGAAUUGACAUUUCUACAAAAGUCGCGUGACUUAGACGUGCCACUUCAAUACAUUGGCGAGAUUCGUUCGUUCAAUCCAGAGAACGAUAACUACAAUAUGAAAUGGUUAGUUCAAGAUCAUGUAACAUCGUAUAUUAGAUCGUUAUCUACAAAAUGAGGGCAAAAAUGUUUGAUCAGCAGAGACACAAGUAGAAAUGACACUUAUGUAAUUCUAUCUGUUAGUUACUCCUAGAAGCCUUUUUUUAGUUUUAGCUCUUGUUUUAGCUUUUAAGUGAUAGAUAGUUAUUUUUUUAAUAUUUUCUUAUUUUUUAAGUUAAGAAUACAGAACGCUGUAAAUAUGUUUUGGACCCUACCAUGACGAGAUUGAAAGUAAAAUUAUUUCGAUGUUAAAAGUAUAUAAUGCAUUUCUUCAGCAUUUAAAUAAUAUCUAAUAAUUGUUAAAAGAAUUAUAAGAUGGAAGCAGUCAUAAGUAGGCGUAAAAAUGAUUGAUAACAAAAUUUCUACUAAUUUAAAAAAGUACGGCUUGACCCGAUUAAUUAAAUGAUCGAUGAUAGGAAAAUCAAAUUACCAAUUCAAAUGCAUAUCCUUAUAGCUCUUGAAAAAAUAAAACACCUUGUAAAUAAAGCGGUAGAUUUUGUCCCAGACAAAAGAGACCUAGUCCAAAAAGUUUCCAAUUCACCAUCUUUAUAGGAACCUUGUAUUAUAUAAGUCGUUAUAUUUUUUCAGUGGGUCUAAUCAUUUGAAGCAACGUUAACACAUAGAAUAUGCAACGUUUAGUGAGCUUAUAACAUUUAGAUCUAGGAGUUUUGUAUUAAGUGAAGUUGGUAAAGUUUUAAAAGGCAAAUCCUGUUUAAUGAGUUGGACUGUUUAAAGCUAGAAAAAAAAUGUGAAUAAAAAAAAAUAGCAAUUAGUGACGUCACGCGAACUAUUCGUGUAAUACAUGUUUGUGUCUGUAGUAUUAAAUAUUAGUAGCAUUUUCCACGGAUAUAUACUCCAACCAUUAAAAAGGUUUUGUAUUCUGGCAGGCCGAAUAACAGGGUCCAAGAAGAGAGAGUAGCAAAGCAGAGGAAGGAACAUAAUGAUCUCAUAGUUUUAAGUUAACCAUCUAAUUUUUAGAUAGAGAUACGCAUUUACUAAAUGUCACCUGAGAAGCGUACGAAAUAUGCAACAUGAGCACAUCUUUUUUAUUAAGAUAAGUUUAAGUUUAGUUGUAAGCCGUGAUACCACAAAAAAUUCUUACAUUCAAUCAUAUUGCUAUCUGUGGCUAUCAAUUUUAAAAGAAAAAGAAGCUGACAAUUUCAAAAUUCAAAUUGAAUUAAAUUAUUUUUAAGUUAGAAUAAGGCAAGCAUCGAAAAAAUAAUUUUAAUACUAUAAAACUCGGUCAAUGUUUUAGGAAAAUUAAACUUUUGAGUUACUAUCGGUUUAAAAAAAAUUGUAGGCAUAGUGUAAAAUGAUAUUCAAAAUUACUUUAGUUAAGUUUCAUGAUAUUUAGUGUUUAGUCGUUGACGCAGAAGUCUUAAAAGCAGAACUAUUACCGCUGUGAAAGCAAGAAGACGCUAUUAAAAACUAAGAAAUUGUAUAGAAUAAAUACUUUUUAAAUUUCGAAUUGUAUCUCAUCAGUGUGCUGUAUACGAGUUUGUGAGUGUGUGUGAGAUGUGAGCUAGUUUUGAAAAAACUUUGAAAAUUAGAGUAAUUUUUAUUUCUAUAGAACUAAUGUUAUAAGUUAAAUGUACAUUUUUUAAUGUACCAGUUGAAAUGUGAAAGCUUUAAUUUGUAGUGUCCCUAGUGAUUUCCAUCCUAUAGAGGUGUGCGUUGUUGUGGUUCAUUUAAAGUAAAAAAAAAAUAUCAUUAAGAAAGCGUAUUGUUAAAUCCGAAGUAACAUUUGAUUUAAGUGAUUAGAGGAAAUGUUUUCAGAUGAUCUGCAAUUACUAGUUUAGAACUUACCGGUGUCUAGGAGCCUAGCUAUUCCAGUCACUCGGGAUUUUGUCUCUGGAUUUAAAUUUCCAGUUUAGUACAUCCUUAUAGCAAUUAAGAUAAAGUUUAAGAUUUCAUUAUAAGUUCGUGCCACAUAGUGACACAAUUUUGUUUCUUUUUUCAUACAUUGUAUACUAUAUUCGAUAAUUAUAACCAUGUAAUCUAAAAUAAAACAAUAAUGCAUGU
Trichoplusia ni (cabbage looper) is the source of this 3233-nucleotide messenger RNA. It is a transcript of the gene twz, whose product is annotated as BTB/POZ domain-containing protein KCTD1. Gene Ontology annotation, molecular function: protein binding. The record is from RefSeq and is a predicted model, not a curated record. Lineage: Eukaryota; Metazoa; Arthropoda; Insecta; Lepidoptera; Noctuidae. Gene Ontology annotation, biological process: protein homooligomerization.